UAAUACACGACGUGAAAUUCUCUGGUACGACACUCGAAGAACAUGUCAAAGCCACUGAAGUCGAUGUUUCAAGAUAGUGACACCAAUUGGAUUAUCGUCUCUGUGCCCAAACACAUGAUGCUGAAUUUCUGCAUUACUAACAUGAUGUUGCCACUGAAUGUCAACAAUCCUUCGGAGACAACGAUGAUCAAACACAGAGAGUUGUUUAACAUCUUCAACUCGGAGAGGCCAGGUUUCACAAGCAUAGAGCAGAACUGCUCUCACCGACGCGUUGUAGAUCCGACCUUUUACAGCCAGACUAACAUCACGAAGGCGCCAAAGAUGGACCAGAUUGGCAUAAACCGCUCUGGCUUUCACUAUACGUGCAUUGAUCUCAUCACUUACGCCACCACUAGCACUUAUGCAGCUACCCAGAUACACGAACUUCUCGACUACUAUCUGCUCACUGCCCAGGGUGAGCGCAGCUUCAGGGUCCUGCCAGUCUUGUAAAAGUACUUUGCACAUAGGAAGUGCAAAGCACAUACCAUACUUACCGACACUAAUUGCCAACUGAUGAAGCGAGGAUUGCACGGCUUGGGUAUGACCACACAGUAAGACAAUAUCAUCCGCAUACUCAAGAUCGAGAAGUCUUUCUUCAAGCAACAGAUCCACACCGCCAUUACUUACAUUCAUCAGAGCUGUCCCCAGAAUGUCAUCAUUGGCAAAGUUGAAAAGGAAUAGUGAGAUUGGACAACCCUGCCUAACCCCACUGCUCGAAUGGAACAAUGGAGAGAUGGUUGUAUGCCCUCACUCUGCCUGAGGUGUUUGUAUAUAGGGCUUUUAAGAUGUUAAUAAAUUUCUCAGACACACCCUUCUUCAAUAGACAAUCCCAGAGAACAGUCCUGUCCAACGAAUCGAAGUCAGCCUUGGUAUCAAGAAACAAUACGAU
This is a messenger RNA of Schistosoma curassoni, 928 nucleotides long. Lineage: Eukaryota; Metazoa; Platyhelminthes; Trematoda; Strigeidida; Schistosomatidae. The record is from the annotation of a GenBank genome assembly.